Amblyraja radiata (thorny skate) is the source of this 1025-nucleotide messenger RNA. RefSeq names its product mitochondrial ribosomal protein L15 (gene mrpl15). Gene Ontology annotation, molecular function: structural constituent of ribosome. The record is from RefSeq and is a predicted model, not a curated record. NCBI's taxonomy places the organism in Eukaryota, Metazoa, Chordata, Chondrichthyes, Rajiformes, Rajidae. Bases 49 to 939 code for a protein of 296 amino acids. The transcript has 5 exons. Gene Ontology annotation, biological process: translation. Gene Ontology annotation, cellular component: mitochondrial large ribosomal subunit.
CGCUUUGCAACAGCGGUAAAGUGUGUCGCGGCCGGGCCGUUGCUAGGGAUGUCGUGGAGCGGGGUCCGUUCCGGCCUCGACUUACUUCGGCGGCUGCCGCGGGUCUCACUCGCCAAUCUCCGGCCCAACCCCGGUGCCAAGAAAAAGGAAAAGAGACGUGGCCGGGGCAUGCAUGGAGGGAAAAAAAGUGGCCGAGGGCACAAAGGCCAGACGCAACGUGGAAACCGCCCACGAUUGGGAUUUGAAGGCGGUCAAACUCCAUUUUAUAUUGUUAUUCCAAAAUAUGGAUACAACCAGGGACACAGUUAUCGGCGGCAAUACCAGCCAUUAAGUUUGAAUCGACUUCAGUAUUUGAUAGAUCUGGGUAGAGUGGAUCCAUGUGAACCUAUUGACCUGACCCAGUUGGUGAAUGCAAGAGGAAUUACCAUCCAGCCAUUGAAACGAGACUAUGGAAUCCAGCUAGUCGAGGAGGGUGCUGAUAACUUUGCAGCAAAAAUAAACAUUGAAGUCCAGUGGGCAUCAGAGCUUGCAAUAGCUGCAAUUGAAAGGAAUGGUGGAACUAUAAUUACUGGAUUCUAUGAUCCACGAAGUUUAGAUGUUUUGUGCAAACCAGUUCCUUUUUUCCUAAGAGGACAACCCAUUCCAAAACGUAUGCUCCCACCUGAAGAACUAGUUCCUUACUAUAUGGAUGCUCAAAAUCGUGGCUAUUUAGCAGAUCCAGCAAAGGUUCAAAAGGAACGAUUAAUACUUGCCAAGAAAUAUGGAUACAUUUUGCCGGAUAUAAGCAAGGAUGUGAUGUAUAGCAUGUUAACAAUGCGCAAGGAUCCCUUGCAAAUUUUCUUUGGUCUUGCUCCUGGCUGGGUGGUGAACCUCCCUGAAAAGAAAAUUUUAAAACCAAGCGAUGAAGAGCUAUGUCGUUACUAUAGGGAUGAACUGUGAGUAAUGAGGUAAUUGUAACUAGAAAUAUCUGCUGAUUUCUCAUCUGUGUAUACUUGAAAAUUGUAUUAAAAAUGAUUUGUUAUCUA